Messenger RNA from Pseudo-nitzschia multistriata, 2028 nucleotides. Lineage: Eukaryota; Bacillariophyta; Bacillariophyceae; Bacillariales; Bacillariaceae. The record is from the annotation of a GenBank genome assembly.
GACAAUGCAUCGAUGUAUACUAGCUUCGGCAUGUUAUGCUUUUCUGGUCCAUACGCUUCUGCUGGAAUCUGCUGUUGAAGGUUUCGUCAAUACAAACAUAAAUAGUCGGAUCGUUGCCUUUUCCYCCCCAAAUAAGUCAUACUAUUCCGCUCAAUUUAUCCCCCGAGUCAUGAGUGUGAAACCGACAUCUCAGGGCGAUGAGACWAUGUCGGUGGCUGGCCAGCCCUCCUAUCAAAUUGCAGGGCUCGAUUUAUCSUYGCUGUGGGUCGAUUUGGUGCGACAAAACAAGGUAUCGGCUUCGAUGGCUAUGYCUCCAAGGACAAACAGUGGGGAAGACGGAAGCGAGGGCCAAACGACAAACAUCGAGGUCGAAUACGGGAUCCGUAUGGUCGAGACSAGCAAGAGUGGCUCGGACCAAAGCACCGAACACGCCGGAACGGCAUUCGAGGAAUACGUSAUGCAGAAGGGACUCGGAGGAAGCGAACCCGUUUCGCYGGAUCCAUUCAUCUCGAGCAUCAACGCCACGCUGGCUAAGAAUCGGGGGCCGGCAACKAGGUUCGAGCGGGUGGGAAAUUUCGUGUCGCAGCUCCAGCUGGUUCGAACGCUCCGUCCGCCCCCAUCCGAGGGGUUUCUGGACGCAACGACCUCGACUCCCCCRCCCUACGAUGCGGCGAUCGAUUCCUUCGUCACCGGACCGCUGCGGCUGGAACUCCGACCGCUCGUCGGUCGCCUCGAAACGGGGGGCAACGAYGGUCCACCGACCACAACUCCUUGGGACGUCUUUCACAACAUCAGUCCGGCGGAUCGCCGGGGCCAUUUCCUCGUCUUGCCGUCGYUGAUKGACAAGGAACGCAACUGGAGGGGUCAGAAGUUUCUCGCAGACGACUGCCACGACAUGGUUCGCUUGGCAGGUGCCAUCGAACCCGCGGGAUCGAUGUUUAUUGGCUACAAUUCGGUGGGUGCAGGAGCGAGCCAAAACCACAUCCACUGCCACUCGUGGCCGUACCCGAACUUUGUCACCGACUCCGGCGAGGCUUUUCAAUACGCCGUUGCCGGUGUCAGCAAAAUUUAUGAUUUCUACGACAUUUUCGAUGGUGUAGUAGAGGUGUCCUACCUCAACUACCCGGUAUUUUGCGUGCAAAUGUCGUCGUGUAAGGAACAUCUCGACCUUCUUGGAAAGGCUGUUGCUGCGUGCGUAGAAGCUAUCGGCGAAGCCCCCCACAACAUCGGAUUCUUAAACCGUAUCUCUGUGAUAGAAGGGGAGGACGAGGAGGAGGAAGAGGACGACGACGACGACGAAAGCCAACACACCGGAGACGUCGAUGCAGCCAGCCAAGMACAAGAACAACUCGAAAUGGUGGACGUCUUUUUGUUCGCCCGUUCCAAGGAACGAUCGAGUCUUGUCCCGACCCUCAAACUAGGAAUCAGCGAAAUGAUGGGYGUMUUUCACGCACAGAGCGAAGAAGAACUGGAGGUUCUUGCCUCGGUCCACACGGUCGCCAAAGAACCGGAUCACCACGAACACGACGAGGACAUCGAGCGCGACUUUUUCGAUGUUCAGAGAAAAUCUACCAUGGAGCUGGCGCUUGCCGAUGUCUCGAUCGAGAAGGACGAGGAGCUGUGGGAACGGAUAGUGGAAAACCUAGCGGCGCUCGAAGGGAGCGAGGCCUGAGAAACAAAUACGUACGGUACCGUACUGGCUUUUGCGACUUGUUUUUUUCUCUGCGGUGUCUCGACCGCGAACAAGGCGGUGCACAAGAUGCCGGCACGACCGGGAACAGCCCCACGGGUGCGUCCCUAGCCCGCCGCACCAUACCACAGGAACCAUUGGAGCACGAGAGCGUUGCAUGCAAUCCUUUCGUCCAUGCCGGUUYGGUUUCGAGCACGGCACGGCACGAGUGCCGUGCAUCACGACCGUUUCUGCGUUUCGGCGCACCGGUUCCUGCGACGCAAUGCGACGGGCACACAAACAGAUUGYUACCGAGGGCAAACACACCAUAGCAGUAACAAUAAAACAAUAACAAGAAG